Molecule: messenger RNA, 5856 nt
Organism: Cheilinus undulatus (humphead wrasse)
Lineage: Eukaryota; Metazoa; Chordata; Actinopteri; Labriformes; Labridae
Gene: mrtfbb
Product: myocardin related transcription factor Bb
Exons: 13
Coding region: 919-3372 (817 amino acids)
Biological process (GO): smooth muscle cell differentiation
Source: RefSeq, a predicted model, not a curated record
AUUUUCUGGUGCUGGCAGCAGUGACUGGGGGGGGGGGGGUAGUAGUGACGUAGAUGAAGCCCUAACAGGAAAUGACAGGGUAACAGUAAAGCUUAUCACAAUGAUUCAUGCCAAACAUCACUCUAGCUAUUGUUUUCUAAAGGAAAAUAAAUCAAACUUGCUGUUAAAAGAGUCUGAGAGAGGGAUUACUGGUGAGUUACUCAUCAGUUUAUACAGCUGUAAACAUGUUUGUGUUGGAUCACACAGUUUAAGCUUGAAUUCUCACCUGUUAUUCAAAUGAGCUGAUGAUUCAAAUCUGGGUCAUUUAGUACUUUAAAUCUUCCUGAUAAUGUUGGUAAACCUUAAAAAACACAGACUGUACCUAAGUUAUUGGUGCAUUGCUGCUAGUAUAAGGAACCUAUAGAUGAUGGGAACUUAUUGCAUAUUUGAUGCAUGCCUCUUAAUGAUGCAACUAGCAUUCAUUUAAAGAUUAGGUAUAAUUUACAUCUAGCCAUUACAUUAUAUUUCUUUAAGAAGACUUACAGUACCCUCAAACUUGUAUUUUCUUGGAAAUACAUUUCCUGACCAUCCUGAAACCCUUAUUGGUCUCUAAUUCAAUAUUCAUGAUUUGACUAAAUAUAACUUUAAACCAGCACUGUACAAGCCCGCUAACACAGGCUGAGAGGAAACGCCCACUCAUCUGGAAGCUGGCUCAUGAGCUUUCUCAUCACUUUCAGUCCGCCUUUAACUUAGCUCCUUAUGCCAUGGGAAAAAAAUACACACACAUCUGGGAUGUGGUUACUGUAAUAGCUCUCGUCAUACAAUUCACGGACAACCUACAUCAGCAUUUUACCCUUGAAAAUCAACUACAUCAUACUGGUCCUCCAGCUUUGUCUGCAGCAAAGGAGGAAUCGGGAGCAACUUGUGGAUCAAGGCAUCAUGCCGCCUCUGAAGACACCUGCAACCUUUCAUGAGCAGAUCCGCAGUCUAGAGAGAGCCAGGACUGGGAACUUCUUAAAGCACAAACUCUGCAACAGACCUGAGCGUGCCGAGUUAAUCCGAAUGCACAUCCUCCAAGAGACGCCGGCUGAACCCUCCCUGCAGGCCAAACAGAUGAAGCUGAAGAGGGCCAGACUGGCUGAUGAUCUAAAUGAGAAGAUUGCACAGCGGCCUGGACCCAUGGAGCUGGUGGAGAAGAACAUCCUGCCUGUUGACUCAGCAGUGGAGGAGGUCAACGAAGAUAGCAAGACAAAUAAGCAACCAGAUAUUUACAACUUUGAUGAGGACGACAGUGACAGCUUUUCACCCAGACAGCCUGACAGCCAGCAAUCUCCCAGCUCUGCCUGCACUUCACCAGCAGGGUCUGAGGGAACUGAGACUAUGUCUAAUUCCUCUCAGAUGAACUCUCCCACACCGGCUGCACCAGCUAACUCACAGUCACGAUCAGAUGUGAUCAACGUUGUUUCUACCAAUGAGCAACAAGUAUUUUCAACUCUUCCAAUUAACACAAAUGUCCCAUCCCUGACACCAGGGCCAAUUCUUGUGAAGCAAAGCCUGCCCAAGCUGCCCAGUGAGAAGAGCCGCAGUAAGAGGAGCAAAGAGACCAAACCCCGGGUGAAAAAGUUAAAAUACCAUCAGUACAUUCCCCCUGACCAGAAGCAGGAGCUCAACGAAGUGCCAAUGGACUCAGCCUAUGCUCGCCUUCUGCAGCAGCAGCAGCAGUUUCUGCAGCUCCAGAUCUUAAGCCAGCAACAGCAGCAGUACAACUACCAAACUGUCCCUCCUGCAACACCAAAACCAGCGACUGAAGUGCAAUCCAGCUGCUCCAGUGUUGCUCUGAGUGGAAACUCUGCGUCGACUUCUGUGCAGCCUCGGCACAAUCAGACCAACCACAGGCCAGAUCAUUUACCCGCUAAUCUGGAUGAGAUGAAGGUCGCUGAACUGAAAAUGGAAUUAAAGCUCAGAUCAUUGCCCGUAUCCGGCCCUAAAACAGAUCUGAUCGAGAGGUUAAAGCUGUUUCAGGAGAACUCUAACAUCCAGACUGCUGCUGCCAGUGAGACAAUCCCAGCUGCCUGCCAGUCUGAAAUCACAAAAUUAACCCCGCCCGUGUCCCCUAUUGCCUCCAAGGUGUCUAGUCUGGGCAUCGAAGACUGUAACGUGGCAGAGAGCCCUAUAAAGAUAUCAGAGAGUGCAUCUCCACGUACAAACUCCCCCCAGAAAGCUCCACUAGAGGAGCGUCUCCCUGAGACUGGAUCCUAUAGUAAGGACUCUGAGAAGGACAAACGUCUUCAUGAGAAAGAGCGUCAGAUUGAGGAGCUGAUGAGAAGGCUGGAGCAGGAGCAGAAGCUGGUAGAGGAGCUGAAGAUGCUGCUGGAGGUGGAGAAGAGGAGUCAGCAGGGAGAUUCUCCUCAGCUCAGCCCUCUCACAUCCAUCCAAGUCAAAGAAGAAAACAUGAACUCGUCAGACUGCUGCAGUCCUUCUGGUCUGCCAGUCAUGAUCAAACAGGAGGAGGCUGCAGAUCAGAGCCAGUUAGCUCCACAAAACCAGUUCAUCAUCAGCCACCAGACUAAAAUCCUGCUGCCAGUUAAGACUGAAGCUCAGAUCCUUUUGCCUGCAUCUUUUCCUGCCAACAGCAUUAAAUUACACACUACUGUUAGCAGCGCAGCCACAGGCCUCCUCCAGACCUCUGGACAGACGCCACAGAAAACAGAGGCCUCAGCAGCGCUACAACAAUGCAGGACUCAGAGUGAGCCACUGACAAAGUCUUCCCCAAUCAGCCAUACCACUGUGACCAUGCAGCAGACAAAAUCCUCAAACCUUGUGUCAAAGUGUAAAGACCCACCCCGCUACGAGGAUGCAGUGAAACAGACACGCAGCAUGCAAACUGCUAUUCAGGGUCCCACUGCAGCCAGCCAGCAGAUGGACGAUCUGUUUGAUGUUCUGAUAGAGAGUGGAGAGAUCUCCCCCUUCACCAGACAGGACCCUCCCAUCCUGGGCAAGCCUCUCCCUGUUACAGCCAGUGUCACCACCCUUCCCAUCAACACGGUUCUGUCCCGCCCUCCACCUUUGGUCCAAGUGGCCCAGCUACCUACGUCACCUCUCAACCCCUCCACCAACUUGGCAGCCCUGGUCUCUGACCCCCAGCUGGAAACCCUCCUGGACAGCUAUCACACUGAACCACAAACACUGAAGCUGAUAGAGGAGCUGCACUCACCUGUGGUUGCCAUGGAGGUGGACUUGAAUGAAAGCACCAACAUGGACAAUAUGGAUUGGCUGGAUCUUACAUUAUCCGUGCCAGGAGGCGGGGUCAACCCUUUGGACAUGUCGACACCUGCGGGUGUCUUCUCCUCUGACUUCCUGAACUCACAUGAACUGCACUUGAACUGGGACUGAGUGCUAUCAAGGUGAAUUCAUCCACCUAGCUGAUCAUUUCAUACUGAAAAAAACUUUUUUAUAUAAUGAUGCCUGCUUUGGGACAUCUUUUUUUUGCUUUCAAACCAUCAGUAAUCUAGUUCAACCGUGCAAGUAAAGAAGAUGUUGCAUUGCCUUCUUUGUGGUCCUUGCGUCCUCUUCUGUCUAAGAGUCUGACAUAGAGAAGAAAGCAGCUCUAAUGCCAGUCCUAAGUUAUGUUUUAUAUCUCUUAUGGCUCUAUUUUUUUUUUUUUAGUUUGUCAUCCUAUCCUAAUGAAUGUACUGGAUUCUUUUAAUAAACAAAGAAGACCAGGGAGAUGUCCGCGUCCUGGUGAAAGAGCAAAUGGACAAACACUGUGGGAGCUGUUUUAUAGUUCACUCAGCGUGUGUUUUGGUGGAUUAUCACAUUCAAAGCAGACUGUGAAACAGAACUGCUUAAUGUUUUGGAGAGUACCAGGGCUUGACAUUAGCACCGGCAAACCAGCCAAUGCAGGUGGAUUUCAGCCAUGGCAGGUAGUGCAGUGACUCCCACUAGCUUUGCACAUAACCAGUUUUGCACAUAAAUGCCCGCCCCCCCAAAUAAAAGUGAAGUGCAUUUGUCUGUUUUCACCAUGGUGAAUGAGGAAAAAAACACUUCAAAGUUGUACAUUUACAUUUCAGAAGAUUGCAGGGCUAGUUAAAGGGAGUUUUAGCAUGUUACAGUCAACCUUAAUUGUACUGACUUUGUUUCCAACAAGAAAAUUGUGGCUUGGAAAAAUUCUGAAUGUUUAACAUUGGAAAACUACUGGCCACAGCGGCUGAUAAGCAAGAAAAAGUUAAUGUCAGGUCCUGGAGAGUAAUAUAUAAAUUGACUUGUAGCCAAGUAUCAAUGGACCACAAACUGUGGCCUUGCAGGCAAGACUAAACCAAAGAUAAAUUCAUAAUGUUCUGUCAUCGCUUAACAACAUCUCUUAACAUGUACAGAUCAACCAUAUCUUUGUCAUGAAUCAGAUCUGUACAUUGUGCAAAGUGCACAGCACAUUUGUGUUAACAGCGCAGUUCAACAAGUUACAAGAGUCAAUAGCCCUACUUCUCCAGGACUAUGUUAAUGAAUCCAAAAAAUAUAUAUUUAGAACAUCAACUGCUUUAAAUUGUUCUUAUUUAUCAUCUCAUUGUACUUGUUCCACUCAGAGAAGUGUGCACAGUAUUUCUUGAAGUAAACAAUAAACUACACCACAUUCAAUGUCUUAUUUUGCCCUUACUCAAAACACAAGUGAACAAUAGGAAAAAACGGGCUGUCAAAUUACACUUACUUAUCAAACGACAGGAACAAAAAGGGCAAAACACAAAGUUGGAGUCUAUGACCACAAUAUUCCAUCAUUAAAAAACACUUUGCCAUUAUUUCAUUUACUCUAAAUUUUUUAAUACAUUUUCCUAAUUGUAGUUGAUUCGUACAGCCCGUCGAAUCUUUCAAUAAACAGAACAAAAAUAAAUGGCUAUGUCAAAGUAACCCUUAUGCCAUGAAUAAGAAUUAGUAGACUGACUCUAUAGGGUUUAAAAUGAUUGAAAUUGAAUGAUCACAGUCUCUGUUCAACAGAACAAAAGCAAAGAGGCCCAUCAGUGUUAGCAGCCGUCAUAUCUGUUGGCUUGCAUUACAGUGCCAUCUGCUGGAAUCAUUUUAAUCUAACCAGCAUGUUUGAUUUUUUUUUUUUUUCCUCAAAUGGCAAAAGUUGACUUCUGGCAUUCAUAUCCUAAACAGCUUCACUGAUCUACAACUGAAUCUACUAAAAAAUCUGAAUGUCAUUCACAUCAUUGCUUCAUCUAAAAUAACCUCUGUGCUGUCAUCAGUUUGACUCCGCCGUUGCCUUUAAUUUAAAUCCUUAAAUUAAGUUUUACUUGUUUUUUCUUUAAUCAUUUAAGGCAUUUUCUUUGUUUCCUUUGUUUUCCUAUGCUGUCUUUUUUUUCCCUCUUACUUUCAUUCUCAUUUUCUCUCCUAAUGCAGGCCUCUUUAUGCUCAUCCAUCAUGUAAUCUCUCUUCUUCCUUCCAGAUCAGGGGUUCUCAACUGGUUGAGUCACGGGACCCACUAUCAAUUCCUCAAGGAGAACUGUGACCCAAAUCUUGGGGAAUUUUUUGGUCAAUCAGAUGUAUUCAAUAAAAAUAGUACAGCCUGGGCCUAAGAUAGUACAAAAAGUGUAAAAAAAAUGAAAUAGGACAAAGCAUGCAUGUUUUAAAGAGUCUCAUAGACAAUUUUGCGCAGUUUUUUUCCCAGGCACACAUCUAUGACCCACUGAAAAGGGCUUUGCAACCCACUUUUGGGUCUUGUUCCACCAGUUGAGAACCACUGUUCCAGAUAUUAUAGAUAUGCAUCUUCUCACUGCUGUAGGUUCAGUGUCAUCUCUUGCUUCUCUCUACUUCCCCAUACUAUAAUUUACCCGUUUGUUCUUUUCUCCCUAAACAACACAUCUGAAAUAUUUAUCCUUUCUUUGU